AUGGCAGCACCAGCACUCAUCCGACAAACCCGAGACAAAUCAAAUUCUUUCCAAGUUUCUUCUGGUAGCUUUGUCAAGUACAUGGCGUCUUUUGGCUCCCGGCCCCAGAACAGGAGCAUCAAUAACAAGCUGGUCCGCGCGGAACCGUGUGACCUCCCUCGUACACGCUCAACCUUGUGUAGCGCCGUUGACGGUUGCUCACUCACGCGCUGGGAUGCCAUGAUUCUCCUGGAUCUUCUGGGCACGGAUAUCGGGUUCGAUUGCGUGUCAUCCCGACGCUCAGCAUGGGUUCCCUUUUCUGGUCAAGUUGCCGGAAUUAAUAAUCGCAAGGACGGGCGUCAAUUCUGGACAUCACUGUUCGGCCUUCCCAAGAUCAGUUCUUACAUGCAAUCGACGCAAAACAUUUACGAUAAAUUUUUGUCGAUUCAAGAUCACCUUCGGAACAAGCGACUUCUUGUGGCCCACGAUGGUAAAGGGAAGUACUGCAAGUACUUCCGGUCCGAAACGGCUUAUGGGACCAACAUUGCAGACGACCAUGUGCCGUUCAUGAACAAAGGU
Messenger RNA from Notodromas monacha, 558 nucleotides. NCBI's taxonomy places the organism in Eukaryota, Metazoa, Arthropoda, Ostracoda, Podocopida, Cyprididae. The record is from the annotation of a GenBank genome assembly.